Molecule: messenger RNA, 3186 nt
Organism: Rhodotorula graminis WP1
Lineage: Eukaryota; Fungi; Basidiomycota; Microbotryomycetes; Sporidiobolales; Sporidiobolaceae
Exons: 12
Coding region: 1-3096 (1031 amino acids)
Biological process (GO): rRNA catabolic process
Cellular component (GO): nuclear exosome (RNase complex); cytoplasmic exosome (RNase complex)
Molecular function (GO): RNA binding; 3'-5'-RNA exonuclease activity; endonuclease activity
Source: RefSeq, a predicted model, not a curated record
AUGUCCACUUCGACCUCGACCCAGCCGCCGUCCCAGAUCACCAUCCUCCGCAAGCGUCCUCACGGCCAAGGCGGCGCUCAGGACCAUGCCUACUUCCGCAAGACGGCUCGUGGCAAGCUCAUGCGCGUCGUCCGAGAGCACUACCUCCGACCCGCAGCCGACUUUCCCGAGCCGCCCGCCCUCCCCGCCGGCGUCUCGUGGGUCCUCCCCGACACCAACGCCAUCCUCCACCAAUUCGACCUCCUCGCCUCGCCCUUGUUCCCCGCACCGCUCCUCGUCGCCCAAACCGUCCUCGACGAGGUUCGCCACCGCAGCCUCCCCCUGUUCAACAAGCUCCGCACCCUCAUCGACGACGACUACGAGCUGCCCGACGGCGCCGCCAACUCGUCCGCGCCGCAGCCCAAGAUGAAGCGCGGCUGGACCAUCUGGAACGAGGCCAUCGAGGAGACGUUCCUCGAGCGCAACGAGGGCGAGACGCCCAACGACCGCAACGACCGCGCCAUCCGCCACGUCGCCUCGUACUACUCGGCCAUCCUGUCGUCGAGCGCCGCCAACAAGCGCCAGAAGACGUCGGCCUCGUCGAGCAAGCCCUCGCCCGCCGACGCCCCGCUCAUCCUCCUCACCGACGACGCCGCCAACCUCGCCCUCGCGCGCAAGGCCGGCCUCACGACCCUCACCACCAAGGCCUACGUCGAGUCGCUCCCCGCAGAACAGCAGGAGAAGCUCGUCGACCUGCUCGCCGUGUCGGGCGCGGGCCUGUCGGGACGGGGCGCGGGCGGCAGGGACGGCGGCGAGGGCCCGUUCUACGACGAGCACCUGCCUGUCAGCGUCCUCCAGGCGGGCGUCAAGGCGGGCAAAUUCCACCAGGGCCACUUCAACCCGAGCCCGUACAACCCGCUCGGCGAGGCCACGGUCAACUCGGGCGGUGGCGCAAAGCCCAUCCUCCUGCCGUCGCGCGAGGCCAUGAACCGCGCCGUCGCCGGCGACCUUGUCGUCGUCGAGCUCCUGCCCGAGAGCGAGUGGCGCAGCCCGAACGAGAAGGUCGUUGAUGCCGACGCCAAGGACGAGGACCCCGAGGCACCCGUCGACCCGACCGAGGACGGCUCCGACGCACCUGCACCCACCUCUGCUCCCCUCUCGCGCCCGUCCGCACCCGCCUCGACCCGCGACGUGCAGCCGACCGGCCGCGUCGUCGGCAUCCUCCGCCGCGCGUGGCGGCCCUACGUGUGCACCCUGCGCGUCACGUCGCUCCUCGCCGAGGCGUUCGCCACCACGUCGUCGCGCACGGUGACGGCGACGCCCGUGCAGCGCGGCAUCCCGUCGAUCCGGAUCCGCACGCGCCAGGCGGCGCAGCUCGCCGGCCAGAAGUUCCUCGUCUCGAUCGACCGGUGGGGCGCCGGCUCGCGCCUGCCCGAGGGCCACUUUGUGCGCGUGCUCGGCGCCGUCGGGAGCAAGGAGGGCGAGGUCGAGAGCCUGCUCGAGGAGUGGGAGGUGCCGUACCGGCCGUUCUCGAACGCCAUCACGAGCUGCCUCCCCGAGGAGGGCGACAAGUGGGUCGUGCCGGGCAAGGGCCCGGGCGAGGACCCCAAGGGCGUGUGGAGGAACCGGGUGGACCUGAGGGACGAGAUCAUCUGCUCGAUCGACCCGCCUGGCUGCCAGGACAUCGACGACGCCCUGCACGCCAAGCGGCUCCCGAACGGCAACAUCCAGGCCGGCGUCCACAUCGCCGACGUCUCGCACUUUGUCCACCCCGACAACCCGAUGGACGCCGAGGCGGCGUCGCGCGGCACGACCGUGUACCUCGUCGACAAGCGCAUCGACAUGCUGCCGCACCUCCUCGGCACCAACCUGUGCUCGCUCCGACCCUACGUCGAGCGCCUGGCAUUCAGUGUCCUCUGGGAGCUGGACGAGGACGCCAACAUUGUCGACGUCAAGUUCACCAAGUCGGUCAUCGCGAGCAAGGAGGCGUUCACGUACGAGGCGGCGCAGCGCCGCAAGGACGACAAGUCGCUCAACGACCCGUUGACCGAGGGCAUCCGCAUGCUCAACUCGAUCGCGCAGAAGCUCCGGGCCAAGCGCAUGGCGGCCGGCGCCCUCAACCUCGCCUCGCCCGAGGUCAAGAUCCACCUCGAGUCGUCCGAGCAGACGGGCCCGGUCGACGUCGAGGUCAAGGAGAUGUUCGAGACCAACUCGCUCGUCGAGGAGUUCAUGCUCCUCGCCAACAUCAGCGUCGGACAGCGCAUCUACGAGCAGUUCCCGCAGACGGCCGUCCUGCGUCGUCACGCGCCGCCGCCCAAGACCAACUUCGAGGUGCUCCAGGACGUCCUCCAGAAGCGUCGCGGCUUCACCCUCGACGUGUCGACCUCGGGCGCGCUCGCCGACUCGCUCGACAAGUGUGUGGACCCGACAUUCCCGGCGUUCAACACGCUCGUGCGCAUCAUGGCGACGCGCUGCAUGCUGUCGGCCGAGUACUUCUGCUCGGGCUCGCUCCCGGCGUCGCAGUUCUCGCACUACGGCCUCGCGUCGCCCAUCUACACCCACUUUACGUCGCCAAUCCGCCGCUACGCCGACGUCCUCGUCCACCGCCAGCUCGCGGCCGCCAUCUCGGGCCAGCCGCUGCACGCCGGGCUCCAGACGCGCGCGUUCGUCGAGAAGACGCUCGAGGUCGUCAACAAGCGGCACCGCGGCGCGCAGGGCGCAGCGCGCGCCUCGAUCGAGUUCUACGUCGCGUUGUCGAUCCAGAGGCGCGAGGAGGCGGCGCAGAAGCUCGCGCUCGAGGCGGUCGGCAAGGCCGACAAGGCCGACAAGGCGCAGGGCAAGGUGCGCGCCGAGGCGUUCGUCAUCCGGGCGUUCAAGAACGGCCUCGCCGUCUUUGUCUCGCAGUUCGGCCUCGAGGGCCUCGUCACGUUCAAGCGCGACCUCGAGUACGACGCAGAGUCGUACGAGGUGACCGCCGCCAACGCCGACGGCAACAAGGUCACGAUCGGCGUCUUCGACAAGGUCGAGGUCGAGAUCAGCGUCGAGAAGGACCGCAACACGCAGCGCGGCAAGGUCGUCAUGCACCUCAUCAAGCCGGUCGACUCGCGAGGGCCGUGAGUUGCCGCUCGAGCCCCCUCGCGCUUCUCAGCUCCUCCUCCUUCCGCAUCUCGCCCAUAGACCCGCAACGAGCUGUUGUAUUCCCUCUGC